GUGUUCAUCGAAAUCCCCUUUAAAUCAAUUGUAUUUGUCGUCGAACUGUAUAAAAAGCAUUUAACAUGCAUAGUACAAAUCGAGUGUAAUUAAUAAUAUGAAAAGUGGGAUUAAGUAGCGCGCUAACUAUUUAGCCAGUUUUCCGUGUUGUCUAGGAAACGGAAACGCGCAAACAAAAGACGCAGGAUGUGACUCACGAGCCAACAAUUUCAAUUUUAGAAACUUUUCUCCUGGCAACCAUGGUGCGGUCUGCCAGAAAUAAAGAUGUCCCGUCUUUAGACAUUUAUUCUGAAGAUGAAGAUAAUACUGCAUUAACAGGAAUAAGCAACACUUUGGGGGAAACAAAUGAAGCUUCGUAUGAGAGCGGCGUGAACCGCAGGGUAACGCCUGGGCGGCUCCCCGUACGGCAGCGGUACUGGAAAGACACACACCUGUGGCCCGCUCGUAUAUUCUCUGUGCUAUGCAGCAUAGUCAUCGUCUCAUUCAUCGCUGUGCUGAUAUCAUUCUUAUACAUCGUAUUAAAAGAUUUAAGAGCAGAAAGGAUAACCACUGAAGACGGAUCAGAAGUGAAACUCCUGGGUUUUUGGAGUAUUUUGGUCCUGUCUUCUGUGGCUGGAGUUUUGUGCUGCAGUUUCUCCUGGACCCUAACCUACUUUGACUCCUUUGAGCCAGGAAUGUUCCCUCCAACUCCUCUUUCUUCAGCCAGACUCAAAAGAAUGACCGGACACUCUUUCCACAUGGGCUACAGUAUGGCAAUACUCAAUGGAAUAGUGGCUGCUCUCACUUUUAUGUGGUAUCUCAACUGAUGCUCCUCAACUACCGGCCAUCUGCGGAGACCUCGACUGUCAUUUAACUCGCAAUUAUCAGGAGGCAAUUCCAAGUUUAAUGGCAGGAGGAACGGUCAAAUAAUGUUACUAAUAUUACUACAGAUAAAAAUUGAAAAAAAAUGAACAAAAACAAAAAAUUGAAUACUAGUCUAAAACUUUAUUACAUUUAAAUUUCUCAGUUGUUAAGACACUGAAUAAAACAGUAAGUACAUAGACUAAAAAAAGAUGGACAACGUGUCUCCACUUCCUUCCACUGUAGAAAAAUGAAGCCAAAAUGUCCCGUUGAUAUCUUGUGCCGAUUACAUCAUUCGGAGCCUAAAGGGAUCCUGAGGUGGAGCUGCGGUAUCAAGGUCCCGCUCACACUUCAGCAGACUCAAUCACAGAUUCGCAAGCACAGCUGUCAAUCAUGACGUCACAUCCCAUUUUUAUAGCAUCAAAUAACUAACUAAAACCAAACUGAUUGGAAAAACAAAACUUGAACAUACAUCUGCAUGAUAAGAACUACCUAAAAUGACAGAAACCAUCUUCGGAAAACAUGUUUUUGUUGGUUCUCUUAUGUCCUAUUCGAUUACAUAGAGAGGGUGGGGUUUAUGACCUAUACUGCAGCCAGCCACCAGGGGGUGAUCAAAAUGUUUUGGCUUCACUUUUCAGGAUGUGUGCGGCACACUUGGUAAAGUCCAAUGUUUUUUUUUUUGUUUUUUUUUAGAGGAUUUCUCAUAUUUUCAUAUGCUAAUUUGAUAAAUUCAAUAAACGCACAAUGACUUUUUCUUAAUGGACUACAUUUCAGUAAAAUAACAUUAGGGAUGUCAGGGUCUCUUUGUUUCCCAGUUAUUUUGUCUGAUAAAAGGCUUUUAUUACAGAAUCGUGUUGCAGCAGCUUUUUACCAUUACAAUAGCAGUGCAUUAAAUCUGCUUUUUGCCCUUUUGAUGUCAUUCAUUCAGUGGGACAACACAUACAGUAAAUGCCAUUUAAGACUUUCUAAAUAAAUUGGAUGUGCCUUGUAGGACCUCCUCUUAGCAAAGACUAGAGUCCCUUUGCAGUUAUGCUUUAUUAAAGCUGGAAGUUGCUGCUCUAUUGAGCGUUUUAAUGGGGGAAAUCAUUAAUACAAUAGCUGUUUUGUGGUUGAUGGAGAGUGACCGUGUUAAAGCUUUGUUGAGAGCCUGGGAGAAGGUCAGAGAGUGUACAAGUGUGGAUUUAAUUUAUGACUUUAAUUAUUUGAUGCGGACUCUGCCAGGCUAUGAUUACUUUUUUCUUCUUCAUUAGAUUAGCAGGCCCUGUAGCGACUCAUUUCAGCUAUGAACUGGUCUGUCUCGUUUAUAUAUGGAGUAUUAAUGUAUUGCCGCCUCUGUGAGUGUAUGUGGCUCCUAUAAUUUGUUUUCCUUUACAAGACAUUUCCAUCUUCAUUUUAUCACAUUUAAAUAGACAUUAAAGGGUUAGUUCACCCAAAAAUUAAAAUUCUAUUUUCAUUUACUCACACUCAUGUCGUUCUAAACCCAUAAAGGCCCGUUCACACCAAGAACGAUAUUAUGACGUUAACUAUAUUUGAUAACGGUCUGUUUAUUCUAAGCUCACGCGCUGCGGUUUCAAAGUGUGAACAACAUGUUUUUUCUGUUCUUGUUGCAUUUACACUGCUUUAACCAGCAGAUGUCCUCAGCAUGCUGUUUCGAGUGAAUAGCUAGUGUAAUCGAUCUAAUCUAACAGUCAAUUGAGCUGACGAAGUCAAUAUAGUGGAAUAAAAACAACACCUAGUCUUUUUCACCGCAACUUCAAAGGAAGAUAGACAAUGUUGUCGAAACUAGCGCUGGAUACCUGAGGUCAUUUUAUGUUACACUGUUUAAAGAAAAUGGCUAGCAUUUUCUUUAAAGUAUCCUUGAAAAGGGGGUUUGGCUUGUCAAACAUUGGUGGCUUUUUCUGAACCUUGGUGAUUAACUUCUCCGCAAUGACGUCUGCCAUUUUAAAUGCGCGAAGCACUUAAAUUAGAACGGAUUCUGAUUGACUGUCAGUGUUUUAUUGUUCAACAGCUGGAAAAAGUGAUCGUUCUGAAAGUGAUCCCAAUGAUAUUGUUUCUCUAUAUCGUUAUCGUUAUAGCUGUGGUGUGGACAGUGCUAUUCUUUUAUAUUUAGAACGAUUUUUAGAACUAUAUCUUUAUCGUUAAGACUUUCGUUUAUCUUUGAAACACAAAUGAAGAUAUUUUAAUGAAAUCUGAGAGAUUUCUGUCCCUCCACAGACAGUCCACACAACUUUCAUUAUAUAAAGUGAUUGAGUCUCUUCAGAAAAUUUGGACUUUGGAUUCAUAUGGAUUCGUUUUUUGAUCUCUUUAUGAACUUUUUGAAGUGACAAAGUGGUAGUUGCAUCAUGGACUGUCAAUGGAGAGACCGAUAUCUUUUACAUUUCAUUUAAAAUAUCUUCAUUUGUGUAUCAAAGAUUAAUGAAAGUCUUAAGGUUUUGGAAAGACAUGAGGGUGAGUAAUAAUGACAAUUUUUUCAUUUUUGGGUGAACUAACCCUUUAAUUCUUGUUUGUUGAGAUUUUUAGCAUUUCCAGAAGUAGUUUAUCCAUCUCAGAACCUGUUGCACCUACAUUAGUCAGGUAUUUUAAGGUAAAAGAAAGAUGAUUGUAUGCGUGCGUGAGCACACUCUCCAUGUUUUUGUUGUUUAGCCUUACAAAACCCAUUCUUGCUUGACUUAGUGAUAAAGUGUCUCUUUUAAUGCUGAUUCUGUUGAGGUGAAGGUCUGUCUAAAGUAAACCAUCCCACUCACCUUCAGUCGUGCAGCGCAGCUGUCACAGACAAUAUCCCAUCCUGAAACCACCUGACUUGGACGUUGACUGAUUUGCUUACUUGUUUUCCUGCCAUUUAAAUAAUCAGGGAUGUAAAAACAACACUGGAAUAUUCAUUGCUUACCCAAGAAGUGGGAUAUUGUGUCAAAUAACGCUAGCAGAAUGAAUAUUGUAAGAAUUUAUUUAUGCAAAAAGCAAUAAAUUUGCAGUUUAAAUAAAAAAUGGUUCUUUUUU
This is a messenger RNA of Ctenopharyngodon idella (grass carp), 3837 nucleotides long. It is a transcript of the gene arl6ip6, whose product is annotated as ADP-ribosylation factor-like 6 interacting protein 6. The record is from RefSeq and is a predicted model, not a curated record. The transcript is spliced from 4 exons. The coding region runs from base 240 to 806 and encodes 188 amino acids. Lineage: Eukaryota; Metazoa; Chordata; Actinopteri; Cypriniformes; Xenocyprididae.